Molecule: messenger RNA, 7696 nt
Organism: Columba livia (rock pigeon)
Lineage: Eukaryota; Metazoa; Chordata; Aves; Columbiformes; Columbidae
Gene: CTNND2
Product: catenin delta 2
Exons: 24
Coding region: 498-4400 (1300 amino acids)
Biological process (GO): cell-cell junction assembly; cell-cell adhesion; dendritic spine morphogenesis
Cellular component (GO): adherens junction; nucleus; cytoplasm
Molecular function (GO): cadherin binding
Source: RefSeq, a predicted model, not a curated record
AGGCGGGGAGAGAGGCAGGGCGGGAGGGAGCGCGGCGGCGGCAGAUGCUGCGGCGGCGGCUGUGUCUCCUUCGGCCACAUCCCGCGGCCGGUGCGCCCGCCAGGCGCGCUGCGCUACGGCGGCGCCGCGCAGCCUGCCCCAGCCGCCGCCGCCGCAGCGGCCCCGCACCUCGCCCGAGCGGCGGGGCGGUGGAUGCCGAGCCCGCCUCGCCCCGGCAGCCAGCGGGGAGCUGUCCUGCGGCGGAGCCCCUCGGACCCGGAUCAGCGCGCUCGCACGGGCACAGGGACACAAGGGCGCACACGCACGCUCGGGGGGGGGCAAGCCAAAGAUGAUGCAGCUGGGCAAGGUCAGGACCUUGCGGUGAAGCCCGGGGCCGUCGCUCGCCCCCCCCCAACUCCGCCCGCCAGCUUCAUUCUUGCCUAGCGGACUGAGGAUUUGUUAUUGGGUUUUGGUAUAUGUUUGGGAGAAAUUAGGCUGAAUCGGCGCCGAUCGAAACUAUGCCUGUUCCAGACCAGCCCUCCUCUUCUGACAAGACAAGUUCCCUUAGUCCUGUGUUGAACACAUCCAAUGGUGAUGGCUCUGAAACUGAGACAACCUCUGCCAUUCUAGCUUCAGUUAAAGAACAGGAACUGCAGUUUGAGAGACUGACUCGAGAACUUGAGGCUGAACGUCAGAUUGUAGCAAGCCAGCUGGAGAGAUGUAAGCUUGGAUCAGAAACUGGAAGCAUGAGCAGCAUCAGUUCAACAGAAGAGCAGUUUCACUGGCAAACACAAGAUGGUCAGAAGGAUAUAGAAGAUGAGCUCACCACUGGUCUGGAACUGGUGGACUCCUGCAUUAGAUCACUGCAGGAAUCAGGGAUACUCGAUCCACAGGAUUAUUCAGCUAGUGAAAGGCCCAGCCUCCUCUCCCAGAGUACGCUCCAGCUCAACUCCAAACCUGAAGGGUCCUUCCAGUACUCGUCCAGCUACCACAGCAACCAGACCCUCGCCCUGGGCGAAACAGUGGCCACCCAGCUCCCGGCCCGCAGCAGUCAGGCCAGAGGUGCCAUCCAGAGCUACAGCCAGCAGGGCCCGGGGAGCCGCGGCGCCCACCCGGGCGGCCCGGAGCCGCCGCCGCCGCCCGCCGCCCCGCAGCCGCGGGAGCCCUUCGCGCCCAGCCACGGCAGCGCCUUCCACCUGCCCGAGCCCCAGCACGCCGCCGCGCUCUACUACGCCAGCUCCACGCUGCCGGCGCAGCGGGUGAGCUCCCCGCUGCCCGCCCAGCCCGGCGGCUCCCCCACCAAGCUGCCGCGGGCCGGCUCCGCCGCCGAGGGCGCCGCCUACGCCACCGCGCAGCGCCUCUCCUCCCCGAAGCAGUCCCCCAGCCGCCUGGCCAAGUCCUACAGCACCAGCUCGCCCAUCAACAUCGUCGUCUCCUCGGCGGGACUGUCGCCGUCCCCUAUCAGAGUGACCUCCCCGCCCACCGUCCAGUCUAACAUUUCCUCCUCUCCUAUCCACCAGUUAAGCUCCACCAUCGGCACUUACGCCACCCUGUCGCCUACCAAGCGGCUGGUUCACGCUGCCGAUCAGUACAGCAAGCACUCCCAGGAGCUGUACGCCACCGCCACCCUGCAGAGACCCGGCUCCCUCGCAGCUGGGUCUCGGGCAUCUUACAGCAGCCAGCACAGUCACCUUGGCUCCGAGUUAAGGGCACUGCAGUCUCCAGAACACCAUAUAGAUCCUAUUUACGAAGACAGAGUUUAUCAGAAGCCCCCUAUGAGGAGUCUCAGCCAGAGUCAGGGGGACCCUCUGCAACCAGCACACACAGGCACAUAUCGCACUAGUACAGACCUGGUUAACCAUUUCUGUGAACAGGUCCUCAAUUUUUUACUUUGUCCCUACUUUCCUGUCGUAGCCCCAUCUUCCCCUGGUGUCGACUCCGUACCCUUACAGCGCACAGGCAGUCAACACGGCACACAGAACGCAACAGCGACCUUCCAGAGGGCCAGCUAUGCGGCCGGCCCAGCCUCCAAUUACGCAGACCCCUACCGACAGCUGCAGUAUUGUCCUUCUGUUGAAUCACCAUACAGCAAAUCUGGGCCAGCCAUCCCACCUGAAGGGACCUUGGCUAGGUCACCUUCCAUUGAUAGCAUUCAGAAAGAUCCCAGAGAGUUCGGAUGGCGAGAUCCAGAGCUUCCAGAAGUUAUACAGAUGUUGCAGCAUCAGUUUCCCUCAGUACAGUCUAAUGCUGCAGCCUACUUACAACACCUCUGUUUUGGAGACAAUAAAAUAAAAGCAGAGAUAAGAAGACAAGGCGGAAUACAGUUACUGGUGGACCUAUUGGACCAUCGGAUGACAGAAGUCCACCGUAGUGCCUGUGGAGCUUUGAGAAACUUGGUAUAUGGGAAGGCAAAUGAUGACAACAAAAUUGCUCUGAAAAACUGUGGUGGGAUCCCAGCAUUAGUACGGUUACUCCGCAAGACUACAGAUUUGGAAAUCAGAGAACUGGUCACAGGAGUUCUCUGGAAUCUGUCCUCCUGUGAUGCACUGAAAAUGCCAAUCAUCCAGGAUGCCCUCGCAGUGUUGACCAAUGCAGUGAUCAUCCCUCACUCUGGAUGGGAAAACUCUCCGCUACAGGAUGAUCAUAAAAUACAACUCCAUUCAUCACAGGUGCUGCGCAAUGCCACUGGGUGCCUAAGGAAUGUCAGCUCUGCUGGAGAGGAGGCCCGCAGAAGAAUGAGGGAGUGUGAUGGCCUGACGGACGCAUUGCUGUACGUGAUCCAGUCUGCUCUGGGGAGCAGUGAAAUUGAUAGUAAGACCGUUGAAAACUGUGUGUGCAUUUUGAGGAACCUCUCAUACAGGCUAGCUGCAGAAACAUCUCAGGGACAGCAGAUGGGAACAGAUGAACUUGAUGGAUUACUCUGUGGUGAUGCCAAUGGAAAAGAUACAGAGAGUUCAGGGUGCUGGGGGAAGAAGAAGAAGAAAAAGAAAUCACAAGAUCAGUGGGAUGGAGUAGGACCUCUCCCAGACUGUGCAGAACCACCCAAAGGAAUCCAGAUGCUGUGGCACCCUUCAAUAGUCAAACCCUACCUCACACUUCUUUCUGAGUGCUCAAAUCCAGACACGCUGGAGGGGGCAGCAGGGGCACUGCAGAACUUGGCUGCUGGGAGUUGGAAGUGGUCAGUGUAUAUCCGCGCUGCUGUCCGCAAAGAAAAAGGAUUGCCAAUCCUGGUGGAACUGCUUCGAAUAGACAAUGACCGGGUGGUAUGUGCAGUUGCUACAGCUUUACGAAACAUGGCCUUAGAUGUCAGAAAUAAGGAGUUAAUAGGCAAAUAUGCCAUGAGGGAUCUGGUCCACCGACUGCCAGGCGCUAACAACAGCAACAGCUCAGCAAGCAAGGCCAUGUCUGAUGACACCGUUACUGCCAUUUGCUGCACUCUGCAUGAAGUCAUCACUAAAAACAUGGAGAAUGCCAAGGCCUUACGAGACGCAGGCGGCAUUGAGAAACUGGUUGGCAUAUCUAAGAGUAAAGGAGACAAGCAUUCGCCAAAAGUGGUGAAAGCAGCAUCUCAGGUCCUCAAUAGUAUGUGGCAGUACAGAGACCUGAGAAGUCUCUACAAGAAGUGGGCGGCCCCAAGCUUCAGUGUGACUGAUGACAGAGGAUUUUCACCAACCCACCGCUCUGGGGCAUGGCACGCUCAGCAUUCCCUCUCCCAGAGCCAAGAAACCAGAAUCCAUUCCCCAACCCAGGAUGGAUGGUCGCAGUAUCACUUUGUAGCCUCAUCUUCAACGAUAGAAAGGGAUCGGCAAAGACCAUACUCUUCAUCACGCACGCCCUCCAUCUCUCCUGUGCGCAUGUCUCCUAACAACCGCUCAGCAAGUGCCCCAGCCUCACCUCGGGAAAUGAUCAGCCUAAAAGAAAGAAAAACAGACUAUGAAUCAACUGGAACAAACGCCACUUACCAUGGAAAUAAGGGAGAACACACUUCCAGGAAAGACACCAUGACAGCAAGGGUCAACUGCUCGCUGAAGCACAGCAGAGUGGGAAUGGAGUUCCCAGGGAUGCCGCCUGCGUGUCCAGAAGCAGCUCAAAACACUGGAAUCUCAACUUUGUACAGGAAUUCGUAUGGUGCACCUGCUGAAGAUAUCAAACAUAACCAGGUUUCUACACAGCCAGUUCCACAGGAGCCCAGCAGAAAAGAUUAUGAACCAUAUCAGCCGUUUCAGAAUUCAACAAGAAACUAUGAUGAGUCCUUCUUUGAGGACCAAGUGCAUCAUCGUCCACCUGCAAGUGAAUACAACAUGCACCUGGGACUAAAGUCAACUGGCAACUACGUCGACUUCUAUUCAGCUGCUCGUCCCUAUAGUGAACUUAACUAUGAAACAAGCCACUAUCCAGCCUCUCCCGACUCCUGGGUUUGAGACUUGGGCAGAUACAAAAGCUCCAGGAACUGUGCAUGUGCAUGCAUACCACAAGACAUUUUUUUUUCCUGCAAAUUUAGUUUGUUAAAGUCUGUUCCAUAGGAAGGCCCAGAUAACCUGUACGGAAAAAAAUUAAGAGUUUUUUUAGAAGGCUGAAAGAUACAAGAGCUAAAACUGGGAGUAAUUAGAAAGAAAUAUAUAUAUAUAUAUAUAUUUUACAGUGUGGGUCAACUCUACUGUUGGCCUGUAGAGUCUAAAGUUCAGUGCUGUAUACUGAAUGUGGCUGAAGGAAGGAGGGAAGACAUGACAGUGGAUGUGGGUCAGGAGUUAAGCACAAGUAACUGAGCAGCGUACAUACUUUAUGGGGAACAGCUUCUCACACUUUGUUUAAUAACCUCAUUCAUUGUGAAUCUAGGCUUCAAGUUGCAUUUGGGGUUUCCUCUGUACAGCAAGAUGUUUCUUGCCUUUUGUUAAUGCAUUGUUGUAAAGUAUUUGAUGUACAUUACAGAUAAAAAAACAACAAAAAAAAAAACAGUGCAUUGUGUAUAUUACACCAAUGCCACAGUGUUUCUUCAUCUAUGGUUCUAAAUAUUGCUUCAAUUUCAAAUUUUGGAAGAUGUAUGAAUUUCCAGUUUUUUGUUUUCUUUUCCCCAGUGCGUUUUAACAAAAAAAAAAAAAAAAUCAAAAAACAAAAAGGAAUAUUUAGCAGUAUUGUUCGUUCUGAUAUGUGAAUUUGUUUGUGGCAACUAAAAAAAAAAGGCAUUCAGCAGUUUCUGACAAUUAACAUUCAUCAUUCCACACUCCUUGUCAACAAAGUGCUUUUUCACUGCCUAAAAUUUUAGAUGUAGAUAUUUGAAAUAGAUUUUUUUCAUUUAUACCAGUUUUCUUUAUGAUGAUACAGUGUUAAAAGAAAAUAAAUUACAAUUGAUCUGUCAUCCAUAUUUGCUAAGAAUGUCUAUUUCCAAUAACCUACCAUACAAAUACACAUUCUUACUUCUGUGUGUCCACGUAUGCAUAGUAUUCUGUGUGGGUGUGUGUAUGUGUUUGAAUGUGUGUGUUUGUGUGGCAUAAGACUUCUUUUCAUCCAAUGUUUUCCUUGUUCAAGCUUCAAUUUUUUUUUUUUAUUUCAUUUUUUUAAACAGUGGAAACUCCAGUAUGUGCUUUCUCUUACUCACUUUCUUAUCCAUUGGUAGCAAUUCAAAAUUGUUAGGCCACAUACUCACAAAGGAAGGGGUUAUCGGAUUUUAUUCACUGACUCCUUCACUUUUAGGUGCCAUUUCCUUUAAAAUAGCAUUUCUUGAUCUUCUCUUGAGAAAAUUUCGUUAAUCUCCAGCCACCAACUAUCAAGUGCUCAAGAAAGGCAGAGUUUGAUCUUGCCAUCUCCCUGAGGAAAUGGAAAACAAAGACCCAACAGGCUUAAGUCUGGAGACUCUGAACUCUUCAGGCUACAGAGGGUCCAACUCCUAAAUCAUUAGGACAAUCAUUUAUUUUAACCCAUACCAAAAAGAAAAUCUGAUAAGCAAAACACAUUCCUCAACUAGGAAAGAUAACGACCAUUCUUUUGCAUUUAAAGUAAAACCCUGAAAAAUCAAAAAUGCAAGGGACAGAGAUUAUUUUUAAUACAAGCCAGAAAAGGAAGCUAGGCUAGGAGGCCAGAAGAGCUGGCGUGUUCAUCUUUGCUCUUGGAAUUUUGGAAGUAAAAAAAAGAAUCUAGCAUUUCUUCAUUUCAGGCAACCAUUCACAGUUUUCACAGCAUAAUACCCACCACAAAUGGAGUAGCUGUAAAUUGCUCAAAUUACAAUUAAGGAAUUUGUUUUAGGUUGCAAACGUUUCUGUGAUUAGUCAUUGUAAUAGUCUUAACAUCACCUGGCACACCUCUGGCUGUGUGCACGGGGAGAAGUCUCUCGCAAAUCAUCGCCUGCUCUAUAGGACGCAGCCCAAGUAGUUCAUGCAGGCAGGUAUUGUGACGUAGAAUUGGUUUAUCGGUAAUCUAGGACUAGAGUUUAAUCUUUUUUGGCAGCUUUUCCCAGUGUACGAUAUGUAACCUUAUCUGCUCUUUGUAGUAAACAGGGAAAAAAAAUCGCAUGCAAAAAAAUUUUUAAAAAAUUUAAGAAAGGGUGGGUGGGAGGGGCACAGUGGGCCAGAUGUAUAGUGAGGUAGAGAAAAAUACUAUUCAUAGUUUUGGACACAGGUUGUUUGUAUUUUAUUUAUUACAUUGAUUUUAAUAAGUGACAUUUGCAGUGCUAUUUUGAACGAAGCACAUUUUCAGUAUAAAAACUUCUUUUUUUUUUUUUUUUUUAAUAAAGAAUGUCACUUGCAACUUGAAGUUCUUGGCUGCCUGAAAACCACCAGGCUGGCGCAGUUCUCCAAGCGCAGGAUUGCCAACAGGCCAAAGGGAUCCGUCAUUCUGUUUGAAGUUCUUAGGACAAGAGGUUAUUCUAAGUUGGAUUUAUUUCCCUUCUUAAAACUACUGAAUUGCCCACAUUGCCCCCCUUCAGCUCCUCUUAGGAAUUACUUGGCGUUGACCAUUGCUCAAGUGAGAGAUUCUGGAUCGAUGAAGUAGCAUAAAAUACCUUUUGUCUGUAGUUUGUGUUGUUUGGUUUCCAUCCUGUAGUGGCAAGUGCUCCAACUGAAAACAUUCACUCUUGCUGUACUGAGUUUUAAGGAGGUGUUGGAUUACCUGGCUUCUUUUCCAGGCUUGGAAAUCCAACACUGCUGCCAUACUGCACAAGAUAUAUAUAAUGCAUUCUUUUUAAUAUUGAGGAAAGUUCAUUACCUAUUGCUGUUCCCUUCAUUCUUGUACUAGAUCACACACAGAAAGAGAAGAAGCAAACCUGUUAAAAAAAAAAUGUAUAAAAUGCAAUUGAUGUACUGUAAAAUGUCGGAUUUUUUUUCUUUAACAAGCUUCAUAUUAGAAUCUUGUUCAGCUGUGUAGAGCUAUAUAAGUCUCACUGUUUUAUUAAAUGCUGUUUAUGGUCUGGAAGGAAUGGUUAACCUAUCUCAAGAUUAACAAAUUUGCACUAAUAUGAGCAAUAUUGAUUUGAAAAACAAUAAUGAGUUCAAUAUUUAAAAUAUAAACUAUGACUUAAAGGUAUAUUAACACGGAAAGUACAUUUUGACAAAUAACAGAUUUAAGCCCAAAAUACAAAUGGUUGUGUCAGAUAACACGAAAGAACUAUAACAAUAUAGAUUGAGAAAAAAAAAAAUGUGUUUCACUGUACAUGUUGAUAACAUGUACAAAGACAAACUCAUAUUGACAUAUUUUCUAUUAAUAAAUCCUACUGUAUUGUGGAGAA